AUGAAAGGCUGCUACAGUGUUUCUCUGCUUAAAUUUCACAGCUCAGUUGGGAGGACUCUUGAAGAGUUUAAGACCUCUGUGACAGUGGCCGCUCACAAAAAGGUGACCUUUGAACUCACCUACGAGGAACUACUCAAACGCACGCUGGGCAAGUACGAGCUGCAGAUCCACGCUCGCCCCAUGCAGCCCGUCAACGACUUCAAGGUGGAUGUGUACAUUCAAGAAAAUGCAGGAAUCAGUUUCAUCUCCGUUAAAGGUGGAUUGAGCACCGGCGCGCUGGCUAACGCUGUCACCAAAACGCAUGCAGACACAGAGGUAAGACAUGAG
Messenger RNA from Hippocampus comes (tiger tail seahorse), 327 nucleotides. RefSeq names its product inter-alpha-trypsin inhibitor heavy chain H4-like. The annotation marks the transcript as partial. Lineage: Eukaryota; Metazoa; Chordata; Actinopteri; Syngnathiformes; Syngnathidae. The record is from RefSeq and is a predicted model, not a curated record. The transcript is spliced from 2 exons.